UAAUUUAUGAUAGCCCAUGAUAAAAACUAAAUAACAACACGUGAUUUUUAGUCAACAAUUUUGUAACGUUUUAUAGCAUUUGUUUUAAAUAUUCUUUCGUAAUAAUAUAGUAUUACGGAAAAUUUCUAUUGAAAUAUAAUGGGUAAAAAACGAAGGCGCACUGACGAAGAUACUGAAUUUGAUUUAACCAGGAAAGCCAAAGAAGUAAAGGACGACAAUGAAAAACGUUUAAUUGUUAUCUUAGAAAAUGCACAGUUGGAAACUGUUAAGGUAGGAAAAACAUUUGAACUAUUAAACCCUGAUGAACAUGGUCACAUAUUACGAAAACACGGCAGGGAGUUAGGAAAUUGUAGACCUGAUAUUACUCAUCAAUGUCUGUUGAUGUUAUUCGAUAGUCCGUUGAAUCGAGCUGGUUUACUGCAAGUGUAUAUACAUACUGAAAAUAAUGUUCUAAUUGAAAUCAAUCCACAAACAAGAAUACCAAGAACGUUCAAACGUUUUGCUGGAUUGAUGGUUCAAUUAUUACAUAAAUUUAGUGUAAGGGCAGCUGAAACUUCUGCCAAAUUAAUGAAAGUAAUUAAAAACCCAAUCACCGAUCAUCUACCAGCAGGUUGCCGGAAAAUAGCCACAUCAUUUUCAGCUUCAAAACCCAUUAAACCAACAGAACUAGUUAUUCAAGAUGCUCCAAUUGCUUUUGUUAUCGGUGCAAUGGCUCAUGGACAGAUUAAAGCUGACUAUGCGGAAGAAACGGUGGCAAUAAGUAAUUACCCACUAUCAGCAGCUCUAACAUGCACCAAAAUAUGUUCAGCUUUUGAAGAUGGCUGGGGUAUAUUAUAAUAUGUGUGAUCAUAUUUUUUCCUAUUAUUUGGUCAAAAUAUUUACUGCAAACUUAUUACGAAAGGAUAAAGUUAUUAUAUUAAAUAAAUACCUAUUAAAUUAUAAAAA
This is a messenger RNA of Sipha flava (yellow sugarcane aphid), 945 nucleotides long. RefSeq names its product ribosomal RNA small subunit methyltransferase NEP1. The transcript has 4 exons. The coding region runs from base 139 to 837 and encodes 232 amino acids. Gene Ontology annotation, molecular function: rRNA binding; rRNA (pseudouridine) methyltransferase activity. Gene Ontology annotation, cellular component: small-subunit processome; nucleolus. NCBI's taxonomy places the organism in Eukaryota, Metazoa, Arthropoda, Insecta, Hemiptera, Aphididae. Gene Ontology annotation, biological process: rRNA base methylation. The record is from RefSeq and is a predicted model, not a curated record.